Molecule: messenger RNA, 3960 nt
Organism: Morone saxatilis (striped sea-bass)
Lineage: Eukaryota; Metazoa; Chordata; Actinopteri; Moronidae
Gene: pigu
Product: phosphatidylinositol glycan anchor biosynthesis, class U
Biological process (GO): attachment of GPI anchor to protein; protein localization to cell surface
Cellular component (GO): GPI-anchor transamidase complex; membrane
Source: RefSeq, a predicted model, not a curated record
ACUCCUCUCAUCAUUUACCUCUUUCACUUUCUGGUGGACUACGCAGAGAUAACAUUCAUGUUGGCAGAUGUGAUCACUGCUGUGGCUCUCUACAUGGCAGUGAGGGACUACAACAAACAAGUGUUCAGAAAGCAGAAAUACGCCUUGGAGGCAGACCGCUACCCCCUCGACUGCCUGGAGCUCAUCAGAAGCCCCAAAGAAAUGUACUACAUCCCUCUGAAAGUCGCCAUGUUUUACCUGUUGAACCCGUUCACCAUCCUGUCCUGCGUCGCCAAGUCAACCUGUGGUCUGAACAACGCCGUCAUCUCCCUCUUCAUCCUUACUACAAUAAAAGGAAAUGUCUUGCUGAGUGCCAUAUUUCUGUCCUUGGCCACAUAUCAGUCCAUCUACCCUCUGACUCUGUGCGCUCCAGCACUGCUGUAUCUGAUGCAGCGUCAGUUCAUCCCGGUGAACUUCCGGCGUGUCAGCUUCUGGUGGUUCAUUGCGCAGUAUGCCUUCAUGUACCUGGGCAGCCUGUUCGUCAUCGUCGGUCUCUCCUUUUUCCUGCUCGGCUCGUGGGACUACGUGCCGUCUGUCUACGGCUUCAUUCUCUCAGUACCAGACCUGACCCCGAACAUCGGCCUCUUCUGGUAUUUCUUCGCCGAGAUGUUCGAACACUUCCGCCUCUUUUUCCUCUGCGUUUUCCAGAUCAACGUCUUCUUCUACACCAUCCCUCUGUCCAUCAAACUCAAGGAGCAUCCAGUGUUUCUGAUCUUCAUGCAGUUAGCUGUGAUCUCCAUCUUUAAGUCUUACCCCACUGUGGGAGACAUCGCCCUCUACAUGGCCUUCCUCCCUGUCUGGAGUCACCUGCACAGAUUCUUGAGGAACAUCUUCUUGGUGUCCUGCGUCCUGUUGGCCUGUUCGGCUCUCUUCCCUGUUCUCUGGCACCUCUGGAUCUACGCCGGCAGCGCCAACUCCAACUUCUACUACGCCAUAACGCUGCUGUUCAACGUGGCACAGAUUCUGCUGGUGUCGGAUUAUUUCUACGCCUUCUUGAGGAGGGAACACCAUCUCAGCUAUGGACUGUAUCUGAAGAGGAAAGAUGGCUCCGAGGCUACACUAGUCCUUAAAUAAAGCGUGCACACUCACACACACACUCACACACUCUCACACACACACACACCACACACACACACUCAUACACACACCGCCUGGCUGGGCAGUCUCUACCAGGAAAGGAGAAACUGCUCAAGGUCUCACUUUAUCCUCACAGGGAGCAAACACAAACUAAGGAGGAUAAAAGACUUUGAAAGCCGCUCUGGUCCUCGGACGAAAACAUUAGCACACGUACAGGAAGUGUGUCUGGUAUGACGUUAUAUGCAAACUGCAAGUCACAACAUACAACAUGACGGACACAUGCAGAGACGGGAUGUACAAUCUAUCAAUCUGGCUUCUGCCAUGUGAAACAAACGGACAAUAACUAAACAUGUUUAUCCUCUUUUUUUCUCUUUUUUUUUUUCUCUGGAGCGCUCUUAUUUUGGAACCUGCGCUGAUGAGGGUGGAUUUUAUUUUGAAGCCUUUUUUUUGUCAGAGCCACUCCUAGAUGAAUUUUAUUCUGACACUCUGUUUAUCCUGCAGCUCCGUCCUGGACAGCUUUUUAUUUUGAAGCACCAACUCUCUUGCAGCUUUUUUUUCUGGAAGGAAUCGUCACUCUGUGGGUGGGGGCUUUUAUUUUGAAGCCUUGUUUACUUUUCAACUUACAGUCACACGUGUGCGAAUGCGGGCGCCUGUGGAGCUGAAAUUUGUGUCUUGUCAUACUGAAUGUGGUCAGUGGAGUUAACCUCACACACCUCACACACCUCUUUGCCAUUGGUUGAGGCUGCGCAGGUCAAAGUUCACCAGUGUGACCUCUUAAAGCUGCAGUAGGUAACUUUUAGAGUCAUGCAGAUACCAUAAAGAGCCAGAUUAUCUGUCUGAUGUGGAAACUGUCCAGGACAAAAAGUGAUUUUUUUAUAAACGUUACCUUGCCAGCUUUAACCCACCAACACUACAAUAUAAAGCUCCCACUGAGUUAAUAAUUCCUGAUAUCCAGCCGUUGUUUCAUGUCUACCUGAUUACAUUUGUGUUGAAACUGGUAUCUAUAGUGGCGGGAAGAGGAGGAAAACUAUUUUUAAAGGGUUUAUAUGGAAGUCAAAAAAAAUGUCAAUUUUUCUCACCACUUUCUUACUGACCUGUUUUUACACAGUCGGCUCUUUAACGAACAGAUUUCAGAUUAUCAGUGUUGCAGCUCAUCUCAAGUGAAAACCAGUCAAACCAACACUAACCUCAUCCUGGUACAUAACUCUGGACUAGUGAAAGCUUCAACAGUGAAUGUGUUAAAACAACUAAAGUGCUUAAGUUCAGGAUCUGUGCAGAGCAGAAACAGGAGGUUAAGAUUUCAAUCCCACGUGUAAAGUUUGGGCUCAUAAUGUGCCACCAAAAAUGAAUCGAUAACGACUUAAGUUUCAUAUUUGGAUCUAUUCCUGCAUGCAGAUUAACAUAAUUAUUAAUAAUUAUUAUUAAAGUUAGAUUUAACCUUUUUAAAAUGCAUCAUGUGCCUGUCAGAAAGUGUUUGAGUUCAGAUUCAAUAAUGUAAAAGUUGAACAUUUUAGCUGGAAAAUCUGUUUAUUUGCUUUCUUGCUGACAGUUAGAUGAGAAGGUAUCACACUCAGAUGUCUUCCUAACAGCGGUAUCAGUCUUCUCAUCUAACUCUGCCAGAAACUGAAUAACCUUUUUUCCCCAAAAUAUUCUUCAAAUUUAGGACUUAAAAGACGACAUGAACAGUAUUUUAGUAGGAAACUCAUAUCCAAUGUGACACGAACGCAGCAUCAACACCUCAUUGUACUCGCAACGUGUCCUGACUCCAUACUACACUAACUUUAAACAGUAUGUGCUCACAUACUAACAUCAUAGUUUAUUGUUUUAGCUGUCAGUGUCCAAAAAGUCCUAAUAUUUUAAUAUUUGUACUAACGUUAUACAAUAAGUGCAACGUCUCACUGCCAGUUAAACUUUAACAGGUUGAAUAUUUCUUUUGAUUUCCUCCUAAGCUCCUCCAUUUCGUUUCUGCGUUGUAUUGUGUGUCCAUCAACAGCACUCUGCACAUUGACUUCUUUAUUAUACUUAAUUUAGUCACUCACUACUGAUUUAAAUGAGUGUGUAGUGUGGAAUUAGGACAUGUUUCCAUUUGUUUACCUUUUUCAUUUAAUCUAGAAACCAGAAAAUUAAGACUAAUGAAUAAUUUCAUACUUAAAAAUGCUACUGAUAAAUAUUUUAUAAGGAUUUAAUUCCCACCUAGAGAAUAAGUAAUAAGCCUUAAACAGCCUCAGAAGUGAACAGAAGUGUUGUUGAACAUUUUAUGUUUUACUUUAUAUGAUAAUAUGAAGUCUACAGAUGAAUGUUUUUGUUUAUUAAUUGGUUUCUCAAUGUGAAAGUAAUGAUGAGCAAAUUUCACAAACAACAACAAAAAACCUUCUGCAGGAAUUUCAACAUGAAAUACGACCAAAAAACGCAAAUUAAUGUAAGAUUAUUGGUUUUCAUGUGAAGUGACAUUAAGAUCAGUGACGAAGAAAAGAAAAACAAACUGUCCAAUAUAAAGAAAUAACCUGUGAGACACAAACACAGACGAGUUGUGAUCCAUGUUUUUACUCCUCGGUUUCGAGCAGGAGGUCGACGGCGGCCGAUUUGAUACCAAUGAGUGAGGAGUAAUUUGUGAUAUUUAUUUUCUGCACUAAAAAAAACUUUGCAAAGAGAUUUAAUUUUGUUUUUUAUUUUAAGAAAAAAAGGAGGGAGCUCUUGUUUUGAUACUGUAUGAAAAAAUGAAUGUGUUUUUGUUUUGUUAAAGAUAUUAAACUGCUGGGUUUGAAAGGGGCCGAUGUUAUUAUCUGAAGAAUGAGUGAACAUGUCACAAUUAAGGGUUAUUAAAGUUGAGGUGUUGGUUUCAAA